AUGGCGACGGCAAAUCUCCAGCCAGGCGCGCUGGCGGUGGAGAGUCACAAUGGCUCUGACCCCUUCACCACAGCCUCGCAGGACGCCCAGAGGCAGCGAUAUUCUGCCUUCGACAACUCGCAGUUCUCCUUGUAUCUGAACGGAUCUCCGAUGCAAGCAAAGAGGGCAUUGCAGGCACAUCUUUCCGAAACAACACGCAGGCUGCAAGAGACAUCGCAUCUGGGUAAUGCGCUUGUCCAACAGCGGAAAGAGUUAGAGGAUAAGCUGAAGGAGGUGGAGCACCAGCAACAUGACAAUGACAUCGGACCAGAGCUGCGCUCGAGGCUGGCCGAACUCGAAAAGGAGUUCAAUGAGGUGGGGAGGGAGACGGCCCGCGCUUUCCUCCCUAGGUCCCGCGUACCGAGUGGUGAGACCGACACAACAGCUGGCGCUUCAGUAUACUCCAGCGAAGCCCACCACUCGCCCACCAAGGUCAGCGUCCCAUCUCGGAAACAGCGAAAUCAACAGCCUAGCCGUAUCAACGAUAUUGCGUUGGCUACUGAGAUCUCCACAUCAUUACUAUCUCAAUUGAAGGACCUUCAAGCUGUCUUGCUGGAAAAGGAUGAGGCGCUCAAGGCAGCUGACCUGGAUAGGUCGCAGCUUGAGAUUGAGGUUGAGGGCUUGUCACAGCGCCUGAGGACAUUGGACGAAAGCGAGUCACGCCUCAAGGACGUCAACUGGAACUUGGAAACCCAGGUUCGCGAGUCGGAAGCGCAAUCAAAGUCGGCAGCAGAUAAGGAGCAUCGCCUAAAUCAUGCUCUGAAUCUCGCCCGUUCUGAAAAAUCGACUUUGGAGCGAGAGCUCGAAGACCUGAAGCAGUUACAUGCAAAGCUUAACGAUGAUCACAUCAACAAGACCAAGCAGCACGAGACUGAGCUAGUAGGCCUGCGCCGGAACGUGACUAUGGGGGAGGCAGAGAGGGGCGCUAUGCAGCGUAAAGUGGAAGAGCUUACGAACCAGAACCAGGAGCUAGCGAGAGCUGUCGCUUAUCGCCUGAAGGCCGAGGACUAUGUCGCAGCCGAAGAUACGUCUCCAGAUGACGGUGGCGAAGAGGGUGACAAUCAAACCCCCGAACACUCCCCUCCGCCGUCCCCAAACAAAGCGACACCACGGCACGGUAUGCUCGAGUCAGAGACUUUGAAGCACUCUCUACAGCACGCCCAUCGCAUGAUUCAGCAGCUCAAGAACAGUAUCCACCGGGAGAAGACCGAGAAGGUUGAGCUGAAACGCAUGCUUCAAGAGUCUCGCGAUGAGCUGGAAACAAAUCGCUCUCAAAAUGGGCCAAGCAGCGCAAGCAAGCGGAAAAAGAACGACAAGGACAUGUUCAAGAAGCCUGCUCGGCCUGACCGUCUGGGGGCCCUUCGAUCGGGGACUCAGGAGGUUUUGGUGGAUGACGAUGAAUGGGAAGAACAAGAGGGCAUGCCAAUGACACCAAGUCGCCAAUCUCGGCCCACCCACGUCGUUCCUGGGGCAUUUAGUAGUGGCUUUAGUUCUGCUGCCGAGACCAGUGCUAAUGAGGGCUUUGAGACAGCCAACGAUAUCUCGGAUGCUGCUUUCGAGACGGCCAACGAACGUGACGGCAUGACAACCGAGUCGGAUGCGUUCCAGACCGGGGCCGAGACUCUUGAUGGCGAUAGUAGCGACGAUCUAACCGAGACUGAAGCUGGGCCUUCUCUAUCCAGUGCACGUCGCGGUAGGUCCAGAGGCGACUCGUACGAAAGCACGGCAUCUGUCUCAGGCGAUGAAUAUGAUGAGAUGGAUCUGAGGACGCCCAUUCAUAGUCAGCAACCUCGAUUUAGAAUGAAAUCUAGACGGGGCAGCUCCCGAAAAUCAACACCACGAGGGAGUUUGGACUUUUUUGCUGGGACGCCCCCUGUUUCCAGGGAUUCUCCUGCGAGCUUCGUCAGCCAUAGCAAUGAGGGCACUCCAGCUCAAGGCAAGAGCCUCUUCGCUGAGCUUAACGACUUGAGCGGAGACGAUGAUGAUGGCAGCUUCGCCGAGGGUACGCCAAGUCGUUCCAGCGAAUUGCUCUCUCCAGAGUCAUCGCCUGACGCCCUUCGGAGGUCUGUUCUUGGUAGAUCACAUCUCGGGGCAAUCGUGUCUAAACCGGCAAUGGUCGACUCGGGGACAAUGACAGAGCGCGAGAUCACAAAGCCUGCGAAGUUGUCCUCAAUCUGGAGUCAACAUACCCAGCCACAAGCUGCUCGUCCAACUGCGUUGCAAGUGUCAUCGCUUUACGCGCAAGACACACGCCCACAAGCUCCACCGCAGCAGGAUCUUCGGCUCUCUUCCCUUUCCUCGCAAAAUACUCUGCCCAGGGUCGCUUCGCCUCCAACGCUUCGCUUCUCGAGCGUGGCUGGACAUGCUACUACUCCUCGGUCCCCCCCUACGCCCUCACUAGCUAUAUCAUCCUUGUCAGCGCAAAUAACAGUACCGCAACAUCCUCCUACGCCAAUGUUCCAUAUGUCAGCAUUGGCUGCCCAGGACACUGCACCGCGAGCUGUACCUACCGUGCCAUUGAACAUCUCUUCAGUCUCCACUCACACCACAGAGCCUCGACAUGCGGCUCAUCCGUCUCUUGGUGUAUCAAUGUUCUCAUCUCACGAGACAGAGCCUAUUGCGCCGGUAUUCGAGAAGGUCGUCCCCCUUCCUCUGGACGUAUCGAGUAUUGCACAUCAAACUACUGAACCGAGGGAAGGCUUCGUUUCCAAGUCAUUGGCUCCUGCUGCGUUACUUGAGUCUGCCAUAUCUGCGCAAUCAACAGAGCCCAUGGGGCAGUCUCCGACUGCAUCAUUCGUUCCAGGUUCCAGGGAUCUAGUGUCAGAGGAGCCUAUUCGUAAGGAAAUAUCUCAGAGCACAGUAUCACAGGUACCACUGCAGAUGUCAAAUCUGUCUGCUCAUGCAACCGAACCCAAGGAUGUUCCUCGUCAUGCUCUUCCGACGCUUUCCACGAUGUCAUCGCAAGCAACCGAGCCCAAGGACGUUCCUCGUGGUGUCCUUCCAACAUUUUCUACGAUGUCAUCACAAGCAACAGAGCCACUUGCGCCAAAGCCUGCUGCUCCUCAGCUUUCCAUAUUGUCGUCUCACGCUACGGAGCCACUCGCGCCGCGAAUCCCCCCCUUGCAGUUGUCGAUGUUUUCGUCAAAAUCAACUCAGCCUGUGGAUCUGCCCAAGCCUGCACAAUCGCAAAUGUCUGCCCUAUCAUUCCAGGCAUCUCAACCAGUCGCGUCCUUGAGACCAGCACCAUCGGCGAUUUCUACCAUGUCUUCGCAGACGACUGAGCCGGUCGAGCUUCCGAGAACGGCGCUUUCGAAAUUAUCAGUUUUCUCUUCCCAGUCUACUGAUCCUGUCCAACCACGCCAAAGGGCGCUGCCUCAGGUAUCAGCCAUUGAAACACAGCAUACUGAGCCUAUUGCAGUACCUGCAGCCUCACCACCUCAACAUCACUUCUCGAACGUAAGGACUUUACAAGAUACUCAGCCCGAGUCCCCGACACUGCCGUCAUUCCUCCCCACUCCGACAAGCCGGCCGUCGACGGCGAAUCGUAUUCGUCUUCCUAUUUUGGCACUAUCUUCGGUCUUCUCGAAAGAAACCAAGCCAUCCAAAUCCCAAAGACCAGUCACUGCGCACCGAACAAGUCCAAUUCCUCUGUCAACUUCUGCAAGAUCUGCGCAGACAGGAGAUGUUGAAAACAAAAAAUCGAGCACGACGAAGCUUGGAUUCUUCGACUCUGUCCUGCCUUGGGGUACAGACAGACAGGUUGAGCCAACAUCAACAUCCGUCAACGUUAGGGGUGAUCGCAUGCCCCUCACACCUACUAGUGCCAACACAAUUUCGAAGACGCAAAGAACGCCAAUGGCUGAUGGAGGCACUCAAACCAUGGUGUCUGCUGAACAGAUUGACAGACUGCUGCUCGCUCGAAGCCAACAACGCUAUUCUGGAACUAUCGCCACAGCCGGCGUAGAGAAAUCCAUGUCCCCGCCUCCAUCACCCGCCAGGAAGAACUCUAACGAACCUGGUCGAACUCCUAGGCGUCCUGGUAGUUCCGGAAGCAUUCGCUCACGAGCUGCAACUCCACCACCACUUCCGCCUGACCACAAGGAGGUUAUUGCUGCGGCUGCCCUUAAACCGUUGGUUCCUAGUAGUCCUGGAACCAUGGGCCCGCCCAUGAUGCCAGCGUCAGCCUACAAAAAGCGACCUGAAACACCCUCAAUCAAAACAAGCAAUACCGGGUUGACUCCGAAGACUGGCGGCACUACUCCGAAGGCUCGCCGUCACUCACAGCGUGGUGAUGCUCGAAGUGGCGCAUCAUCUCCCCUCAGUCGUCGAUCAUCAUUGUCCUCGUUUACUUCUGAAAUAGAUCAGCGCUUCAAUAUUCCCGGUGUACCAUCAUUCGCUCCAACUGGAGUACCGGCUGGUACAACGGACCCCCGCAUGAUCCAGGCCAUCACUCAGACGAUGAUUGGGGAGUAUCUGUGGAAGUACACUCGCAAAACAGGUCGAGAGGGCAUGUCUGAGAAUCGACAUCGCCGUUUCUUCUGGAUCCACCCCUACACGAGAACCCUCUAUUGGAGUGACCGAGACCCACAGACUGCUGGCAAGGCUGAGCUAAAAGCCAAGAGUGUAGCUAUUGAGUCUGUUCAAGAAGUUAAUGAUGGGAAUCCUUUGCCUCCGGGACUUCACCAGAAGAGCUUGCUCAUUCUUACACCAGGUCGUGCUAUGAAGUUUACUGCGACCACUGGUCAACGCCACGAGACUUGGUACAAUGCUCUUAAUUACCUUUGUCAACGAGUGGAAGAAGGCGAUCAGCCAACGCAACAGCAAGGGCAGAAGCCGGUGGCCACUGACGAAAUUCAAGACGAAUUCAAUGCUGGAUACCGAAGCUCAUCGCGACAGACUGGUCGUUCCAUGGCCUCGUAUAUCAGUCGGCGCACUUCUUCCCCUCAUCAUGCUCAGGUACCGACGCUCCGUCAAUCAACGGUCACGCAAAGACGUGCACUAUCAACUGAGCCCUCCCAGAGUUCUGUCUCUAGCCGUUUCAGCAAUAUCCUUCGACCUACCUCUGCUGUGCGAGGGUCAUUCUCUAGCCGCCGAAGUCGAACUAGCGCGCAAGAUUCCACAAUGUAUGAGGAGCCCAGCAACACUCACAUGGAUCUUGGCCGCGACAUCCACGACCAUGUGGAACGUGACCUGGAUGCUAUGCCCAAUGUCCGGGCAUGCUGCGAUGGCAAACACGAUGUCGCCCACCUCCACCAGCAUUCCACAAAAGGCCGACAUGGCAAGAACAUACACUCUCGGCCGUCUCUCAUUGGCUCUCUGAGCUCACGCGCUCAAUCUCGCACCGAGUCUCGUACUGAGUCGCACACCGAGUCUCGAAACGAAUCUCGGAAUGAGUCACGUAACGAGCGAAUCCGCCACCAGACUGAGUUGGAAGCAGCGAACUAUGGCGCGGGUGCUUAG
This is a messenger RNA of Cucurbitaria berberidis CBS 394.84, 5499 nucleotides long. RefSeq lists its product as uncharacterized. Lineage: Eukaryota; Fungi; Ascomycota; Dothideomycetes; Pleosporales; Cucurbitariaceae. Gene Ontology annotation, biological process: dynein-driven meiotic oscillatory nuclear movement; microtubule cytoskeleton organization; maintenance of protein location in cell cortex. Gene Ontology annotation, molecular function: phospholipid binding; tubulin binding. The record is from RefSeq and is a predicted model, not a curated record. Gene Ontology annotation, cellular component: cell cortex; mitochondrion. The coding region runs from base 1 to 5499 and encodes 1832 amino acids. The transcript has 2 exons.